CACAGGAGAGGCACGGCAUAGCAAGCCACUGGUGGACAACAGCAGCCUUAACCAGUUUGUUAGUGUUUUUGUUGUUCCCUCGCAUCACUCAACAAGGACUCGCUAAAUCCAAACCCCUUCAACUCGCUCCCUCGCUCCCUCUCACUCCUCUCCUCCAGGCAGGACAAUCAACUGUUUCAACCAACCUGCACGGUCAACCAUUACCAGCACCCCCUCUUCUAGCAAACAAUUUUCUUUUCCUCUUCUUUCCCAAUCACCAGUAUUCCCAGCAUCCCCUCAUUUGUUGUUGACCCUUCAAUCAUUACAACACUCACAGAAAAAUGACUUCUGAACGUGAGAACAAGACCUUUCUCGCCCGCCUCUGCGAGCAGGCCGAGCGUUAUGAUGAAAUGGUCACCUACAUGAAGGAGGUCGCCAGCCUCGGGGGUGAACUCACUGUCGAUGAGCGCAACCUCCUUUCCGUCGCGUACAAGAAUGUUGUCGGCACCCGCCGUGCCUCGUGGCGUAUCAUCUCGUCUAUCGAGCAAAAGGAGGAAUCUAAAGGCUCUGAUAAACAUGUUGCCACCAUCAGGGAAUACCGCGAGAAGAUCGAAGAAGAACUCGAGCGUGUUUGCCAGGACGUCCUCGAGGUCUUGGACAACAACCUGAUCCCCAAGGCUGAAACCGGCGAGUCCAAGGUCUUCUACUACAAGAUGAAGGGAGAUUACUACCGCUACCUCGCCGAGUUCGCCUCUGGUAACAAGCGGAAGGUUGCAGCCACCAAUGCCCACGAGGCCUACAAGAAUGCUACCGAUGUUGCCCAAUCCGAGUUGACCCCUACUCACCCCAUCCGCCUUGGCCUUGCCCUCAACCUUUCAGUCUUCUACUAUGAGAUUGUCAACUCUCCUGAUCGGGCUUGCCAUCUUGCCAAGCAGGCUUUCGACGACGCCAUUGCGGAGCUCGACUCUCUGUCCGAGGAAUCCUAUCGUGACAGUACUUUGAUCAUGCAGCUGUUGCGUGAUAACCUCACUCUCUGGACGUCGUCUGACGGCGGUGAGGCAGAGCCAACUACCACCGACGCAGCUUCCGAGGAGAAGCCCGCCGAGGCUAGCGCUACCACUGACGAACCAGCGGCUCCCGCCUCCACUGAAGACAAGAAGGAAACAGCUGCUGAAUCAUAAAGGAUGGUAAUUUUCCGGUAAUAAUUUUACUGGUCGCCCAAUCCAUGCUUUGCUUGUCCAUCUCCUUCGCCGAUCCUAUGGGAGUUGAAAACGGUCCAUUCGUAGUGUGGAUUGCUUACACCUUCACAUGUUCUUUUUAGUUGUCAUUUCUGUUGUUCUUUUUAAAGGGUUGUGUAUCUUUCAGGUUGCGGAGUUAGUUAUUGUUUGGAGAGAGUGAGACUUGAUCGGAAAUGCAGCUUUCUAUUACCCCACCCCCCAAAUCCCUUUACCUUGAUCGACGCCUUGCUGCGGGCCUGCCCCCUUUAUUCCUUUGGAGAAAGAAGUUGAUUAUCAUGCGGUUAAUACCAUCAGGUAGUCAGAGCUAUCUUCUUGCUAUUCUUCUUCCUCUUUUGUCCUCAGGGAGGGAUGCUGCUCCUUUCUACUGCCCACCCAUCUAUGCAUUUCUGGGUCUGUGAUGCUUGUAGCCCUUGUUACGAACCCUUUCCCCGUCCCCCUUCUCUUCCCCAUGCUAUCAGUUUUCCCUAAUACCUAUUUUUUCUUUUUUUGCCCCCAACGCAAUAGUCACCGAGCCCUUGGCGAUGCCUGGGCGAUGAAGUUACCACCGGUCAAUAAAUACAGAAAGCCUACCCCGUACUCCGU
Coccidioides posadasii C735 delta SOWgp is the source of this 1799-nucleotide messenger RNA. RefSeq lists its product as uncharacterized. Gene Ontology annotation, biological process: signal transduction; intracellular protein localization. Gene Ontology annotation, cellular component: cytoplasm. The record is from RefSeq and is a predicted model, not a curated record. Lineage: Eukaryota; Fungi; Ascomycota; Eurotiomycetes; Onygenales; Onygenaceae.